Messenger RNA from Amoebophrya sp. A25, 4131 nucleotides. The record is from the annotation of a GenBank genome assembly. Lineage: Eukaryota; Dinophyceae; Syndiniales; Amoebophryaceae.
GAAUAAUGCAGAUACGUUUCUGGUAAGAUUAUAGGGAAGAAGUGGACGUGUCCACUGUCCAAAUCUUUUUGUGCGGCUGUUGUUCGAAAUGGAUCUCCAUCUUCUGAGUGGUUUUUACCAAAUAUUAUGACCAUAGAGCGAGAGGUGGGAAUCUUUCCUGCCUCGCGAUGCGCGAAAGCUUCCGGUGUUUGCGUUUUGGCAAGCGCGUGUUCGCUGGCAAUCAAGUGACGCACAUGCCUUCCAGCCUACUUUGAAUCUUGACCACCUUGUCACGGAUGCGAGAUGUUCCGCUCUGGGUGUAUUCCGCGAAUUUUUUGUGACUUUCCUAUCCGGAAUCAGAUGUCGAACAACGGAUCUACUCAGGGCGAAUUUUUUCAACGAUCUUUUAAUGGUGUUAGGUGUUAAAGUUAGAGUCUGUCAUAGAAUACCUGAUACAGAAGACAGCUUGUUCCUCAGGAGACACAGAGUCGUUUCCAUGGACGAUUCACAGCACUUGUAUUCCUGAUUUCUCAGAGUCGAUUUUUAGGUAAUCAAUACAGGGAAGUUCUUGUAGUCAGAGAGAGAGACGAGAUAGAUUCAGAAAGGAUGCGCCAGGUGUUUUCCACAAAGUAAGUUGAUAGUUUAAAGAUUGAUUUACUUUUACUUAAUUGAUGGUACUCGCUGCGGGUUUAUUAAAGUAAGUGACUAGGCUGCUACUCCUAGAGUGUCUUGGAACCUUGUGCUCCAUCAGAAAGUCAGUUGCACGACUCUAUCAUUUUUUCACAGCUUGGUAUGAAUCCUUAACAUGUUUCGAUACUACCACUACUACGUUAGGCAAAGAAACAAUUACAAUUAGAUUUACAAGUAAAACUACUACACUCACACAAGCACAGCUUUUACAAUUAGAUUUACAAGUAAAACUACUACACUCACACAAGCACAGCUUCUUCAUGACUGAGUAGACUCAGUGGAUACGAUCAAAACAUGGGUCUGUCAAAGGAGGUCCGUAAGGACCAAAAAACGUUGCUAAUGGAGUUUCUGAAGCUCCGAUUGGCUCCCGGUGGCAAGGACGCGGCGAGAGGACUUGAUUUGAUUCUAUGGCAAGAAGCUUCAGUUUGAUUUCGAUUUGCUCCUAUGGAAAAUGAUACCAGUUUUGCAGCUCGUCUUCAAGAGGAAUGAAUCAUCUUUCCUGCUUGAGUACUUUUUUAUCUGUAGAAGUUUCCUACAACAAAGAAAGUCUUAAGCUUUUUUUUUUUGUUCUACUGCUGCUAAUUUGGAACAUGGGCAAGAUGUGUGGGCGAAAGCACGGCUUGGGCUUUCCAUGGUCGAAGUUUGGGAACGAGAUUAAACAGUACUACUACCCCGGCAAGUGCCCCUUUAUCGACUGUUCGCAUCAGGCAGUCGACGUCUUCCGGAAUCUGUGUCGUUGGCAUGGCGAUUUUUCGGUACACAACGGAGCGGCCGUGGAGCGCGCGCCCGAUGAAGAACGGAGGGCAGAGAAAGCAAGGCGCCAACGUGAGAAAGAGGACGAGCUGGAAGAACAACGCGCUGAAGAGGUAGGCAAAUACUCAUCGAUUUGUUCUCAAAGGUGAAAGAAAUCAUAUGAAUACUUUUUGCAUUCAAGCAUGUACAACUUAUGAUUGAGUCUAUAAUUGCUGGAGUUGGUAGUUCUCGUCGAACAUCCUUCUUGUUGCAGAUAAUGAAAAUGGGUGGUUAAUAGCACGAAAUCAAGAGUACUAGAAGUAGUUCUUACUACCUCAGACUCAGUCAACCUCAACACUUGUCCAGGUCCGUCGAGAGCUAGCGGCAGAGGGAGAUAGUGAAAGUGAUUCCGAGAAACGCGUAGUGCGGGAGCAACAGAUUGGCGACGUAGACGGUGCAAUAGCCCGCGCUAAAGAGCGCCUGCGCAUCAUGCAAAUCCGCAAUGGAAGAGCUCAGGAGCGCGAGAGGAAGAAAGAUAAGCCAAAAGUACGAGCGAAGGAACCCUUGCUAACUGCAAAAUUCCUGGCAGGUGAAAAGGGGGCAGACGUAAAGAAGGAACAAGUUGAGAUGAAUAAGGAGGACUUGAAGGAACAACCAUCCGCAAACGCAGACCCGAAUGUUCGUACUUUUAGAAAUCCGAAGCCAUCACCAUCACGUGGUCUAUUCCGAAAUCCGAAGCCAUCACCAUCACUGGGUCCACAACGUAGUACUAGGGAGAGCAAAAGGCCGGAGCGAAUGGGACGAGAUCAUUGGAAACGAUCUGAGAUUUUUAGUCACCGAGGCAACAACUUCCGGAAGCCACAUGAUAAGGACAGGGAGUGGACGAUACGACGCGAUAAAAAGCAGAAGAAUUUAUGGCUAAGGAAGUGUACUAUUCUGUAAGGACCUGGCUAAGGCAUUUGUACCACUAGUAGAAGCAGUAUGUACCGCUAUGCAUUAGAAUCGACAUACGUAGUACUACAUGUUGGGGACAAUCUUUGCGUGGUUAGUAUUUUUGUGAUAGGACUGGAACCGGCAUCAUUCUAUCGACGUAAUGAUUUUUUCAGAUGUAAAGUGUAUAAUGUAGAGGUAGGCAUGUGCGAGGCUGGGAUAUUCAUAUUUAUAAAGUUUGAAAUUCUUGAUACAGUUCCGAACACUAUCUGAAAAAGUCCAGUGCUAAAGAAACCUGCAGUAGUGAAAGUCCGGCGCAUCGAAAACGAUACUAGCAGUGAUUCAGAUAGGGGCAAUGCAGAGAAGAUUAAAGUAGCUCCUGAAGUCAGAGGCCGGAAAUUCAUCGAGCAUGAAGUUCCACCUUCAAUCUUCGAAACCGCUACAACAACAGCCUCUACGUUGGAGGUUUCGCGGCUAGAGAGGGGGGCGAAGGACCGAAGAGUAGAAGAUCGUAGUGGUAGGGUUGCUCCCGAUGAGAACUUGUACUAUAGCCAACAUAGCAAGAAGAAAUCAUUCUUUGACGGGGAAGCCUCAAGUAAAGGUCCAGAAGGAGGACUACGACACGGAGGACGGCAAGCACCCAAGUACCUUAAUUCAUCAUCAAAGGACCAGCUCGCGAAGAUGCAUGCAUCGUGGGACGCCAACUCCAUCGACAAAGGCGAGUAUGUUGGAUACGCGUACGACUGGGAUCGCCACGAGUGGACCUAUGUUCGGAGAGUCGAGUUACAAGCACGAAAAAUGGCUGCACACGCGAAGGGACAAGAGGUUGACAUUAGUGGCCUCGAACAAUUUACUGCGAAAGAUAUCAGCAGGGAGAAAGUAGAUGUUUUUAGUACUAGUAGGAGCAUGGCAAGGGGAAGAACGGGCACAUCCAACUACAAAAAGUUUCUUCCUCCAAGUCGUAGCCGCUCCAUGUUGUCAUCAUCUGACGACAAUGACGUUAAAACUCAACAGAAAGGAUCAUGGGGAGAUGUAGCUCCGCCUCAUGUCAAGUUUGUUUCUCGCAACACGACCUGGUGCGACCCACAGUGGCUUCGAGAGAAUCACAAGAAGAGCCUACAAGACGAUUGGGCAGAAAUUUAAGUCGUUCAUUUGUUUUCGCAGAAUAAAUGUCUUUUGUUGCUUCGAUUGUGUGCGGCGUUCUUUUCGAGUUUCUUCUUUCUAUGGAUUCAUGCAUUUCUACACAAAAGUCUUUGCUAUGAUCAUUGCAGAAGUCGUAAUUUUCGUUGCGAAUUGUGUUAAACCCAGAUACGGACUGCUAAUCUCAUUAUUUUUCUCAUUAUCAUCUAUCAUCGUCAUCAUCUACACCUACAUCUAGUUACAUGAAGGUCUCUAAAAUUUUCUACCGCCCCGUGUGCAGUUGUUCAAAGAUGGGGAAAAUUCUUGGCUUGAUCCGGAUUGGAGGAAGGCAUCGGCGACGUCGUCUCUGUGGAGGAAGGAUACGCAAUUGUUCAACUUCAGUGUUGGCCGAGAUUUUCGUAAUGGUGUCCGACCACCAAAGCAAAAGGACCUUGGUCGUGCUGUCCAACCAGACCCAGGUCGUGCUGUCCAAGUGCAACGACAUCAUCAAACCGAGCAUUACUUGCCGUCUCGUCGACGUGGCUCACCAAAAACAGAGGAGGAGAAGUUGCACACGAAGAGAAGUACUCAUGCUGGAGGACAGAAGUUGUCAACAUCACGAGGACAUCAGGAGAUGAAAUCAACGACUGGAGGUGGAGGGCGAGCACAGGGACAGGUUAG